AUGAGAUUCGCGAUAAUCGGAUUCUUAGUGCUGGUGAUGGGCGCCGCCGUCAAGGCGCACAUACAUUUCAUAAGACUGGCUCUGCUGGCGGCCAUGGGACUGGCUGGCAUGUGGAUGAUGCACAAGCUCGCACAAGACUGGCACAAGAUUUCAUCCAGCAGGCCCGCCAAGCCAGCAGCCAUGGCUGGAAAGCUUUUGGGGCUCUGGAAGAGAUCCUUACCCGACGAGCACGUUGACGCGUAUGUCGAAGAGUCACUGACCGAUUUCUACAAAUUUGACGAAAUUCUCAGACAAGACAGGUCUACUUGUGCGAGGAAAAUGAUAUGUCAAAUCGCGGCUACGCCUGAAAAUCAGCUCAACCAAGUGGAGAAAAAUCUGCUCAAACUGCUCAGCCCCACCGAACACUUUGGCGAAAAUGUGGCAAAGAACAUAUUCCGAAAGGCCAUGGACCUGGGACGGAGCAAAAAGGACGUGAAGGCGUGUCAUGCAGAGUAUAAAAAAUGCAGAUUCAACACAAGACAAAUGUUUAAAUUAUUCACUUCAUUCAUGUGA
Macrosiphum euphorbiae (potato aphid) is the source of this 552-nucleotide messenger RNA. The record is from the annotation of a GenBank genome assembly. Lineage: Eukaryota; Metazoa; Arthropoda; Insecta; Hemiptera; Aphididae.